This is a messenger RNA of Magallana angulata, 944 nucleotides long. Its product is annotated as proline-rich transmembrane protein 1-like. The record is from RefSeq and is a predicted model, not a curated record. Lineage: Eukaryota; Metazoa; Mollusca; Bivalvia; Ostreida; Ostreidae. Bases 345 to 656 code for a protein of 103 amino acids. Gene Ontology annotation, cellular component: membrane. The transcript has 3 exons.
UCCUGACAUUUACUGAAACAUAAAUUUUGAUAUGACAAAUAUAUGAUGAACUUUCCUUAAUUAUACGGCAUAUUCAAUUUGUCAGCAUAACUUACUUUUUAAUGAAUUAAUAACCAAAUGAUUGUUCCAAAAUUAAUGUGAAUUUUGGAAAUAAUGUUAAAUUUUCGCUAUAAGUGUAAAGACACAUCAAUUAAUAAUUUUUUUGUUUUAUUUCGUGAAUUAUACUAAAAUGUAGGGUUUUUUGUUUAAUAUUUUGCGUUUUUAUUUCUUUAGGACCACAUGGCUUUCAAUAUUCAGGCAACCAACACAGUUACCAACCUCUAUACAACCCCCAGGGCCAAGAUAUGACAUCAGUGGUCAGACAGCCUGGAGUUGCGCCUACGGUUGUCAACCGAGCUCAAUACCGGGAUUGGAUGGCUCCGGCUGUCCUCUCUUGUUUGUGCUGCUUUUGGCCGACGGGACUAUGUGCUAUUAUUGCUGCUAGCAAUGCUAAUCAAGCAGCAGAAGCCGGGGAUGUGAUAGAAGCGGAAAGACAGUCAAGAAGUGCGCGCACGCAUGUGAUUGUUUCCGUGAUAUUGGGAAUUAUUGGGAUAAUUCUGAUCAUUGUUUUUCAGGUGUUUCUUCAACCAUCUAACGAUAUGAAUAGGAUCCAUUAGUGCUCAUCCUUCAAUGAAUGGUAGUUACAUUGAAAAGUUAAAAAUACUGAACAAUUUUCUCACUUAUUUAAACACACCAUCUAAGAUGCUUUGAAGGUUGCGUUUUCAUUAAAAGAGGAUAUACUGUUAAAUCAUUACCAAUCAGAUAUGCCUUGACAUUUUAAAUAUGAUACAUAUAUUUUGUUGUCUAUGUUCAUUAUUUGUAAGUGUAAUUAUAAAAGAGAGUUUACAUUGUUUGUGUCUAUAUUACAUGAACCUCGUUAAAUUAUAAAUACAUAUUUAAGUACA